Iphiclides podalirius (scarce swallowtail) is the source of this 552-nucleotide messenger RNA. Lineage: Eukaryota; Metazoa; Arthropoda; Insecta; Lepidoptera; Papilionidae. The record is from the annotation of a GenBank genome assembly.
AUGGACGCCGGCCGCGGCGCGUGGAGCUGGCUGGCUCAUAGGCUCGUCGCCACCGGUGCUCCGAGACCCCCCCCCCCCCCCUUCCCCUUCCUCCUCGUCGAAAGUCGCCAGCUCUCACGGUGGCGGCAAAAGCCCGGUAGCGCCGCCGAUGCGGCGAAAGCUGAUGAUCAUCGCCGAUAUCGAGCGAACAAAGAGAGGAAAGGCUGGCCGACCACUAUAGCGUUCGUUGCGAACGUUCUCGUGUUCUUGACCACACCGAUGUGCUGGCACCCGAUGCUAGCUCCCGGUGUCGGUCAAAGUCUUCGACGUGUUUCAGACAGUGUUUUCUCGUUUCGAUAUGGUUGUAAGUCGCGCCGAGUCGACUACGCCCCUGCCCCACUGGCGCGCUUAGAGAGCACUCCCACUAAUGAGUGGAUGCUCAAUAUUUUCUGGCACUGGGACGGGUCGCGGCUCACGGUCGGCCCGCUCGGAAAGCGCGGAAGUGCCCUUCGUAUCGGCGCCCGCGGCCGAACAAUGGACAAUGGGCCCGAGGCAGCGGGCUGCGCGACCUCA